AACCGCACCGUUAAGUUUAUUAAGUCCAAGCUUAAGUUUAUUUUGAAAGGUCUGACAGCUAGAAAACGGAAGUGCUCUUCUAGCCUAGCGCGAAUUUUCUGAGGAGGGUUUUUUUAAGUUUGUCCAUUGUGAACUACGUUACCACAGUUUACAAAAAGAAAUGGCGGAUGACGGAAAUCUAAUGGACGGUGAUCUGGAAGAUGGAGAGAUCUCCGGGUCUGGCUCGGAUACAGAGAUGGGAAUUUCAACUACAACACUGCAAGCUCGACCCCAGGUUGCUCCAGCUUUCAGCAGCCAGUCCUUCCAGAGCAGAGCUGCGGCUCAGGCGUCAUCCGACGGCUACCGCAGCACCCGUGGGACGCUGGAGUCCAGCGACAGUGACCAGGAUUCGUCGGAUGACGAGGCGACUGUCUGGCGCAAGAAGCGUCAGAAGGUAUCAAAUACUCCCCAGUCGUCUGUCUUCACCAGCCGCCCUAUGUCGGUUCGUCCCGUGGCACAUAGUGCACUGGGAGGUCGAAAGGUGAACAACAUCUGGGGCUCCGUAGUCCAGGAGCAGUGCCAGGAUGCCAUGACUGCAGAGCUGGGCUUCUUUGGCAUGGAGGGUGAAGUUAGCAUGUCCAGCAGAAACGUGGAGACUUAUAACUUUGUCUUAGCCCGUAAGAUUAUGGAGAAGGAGAGGGAGAUGGAGAGGCAGUCUAAGGAAGAGGGAGAAGUAAACAUGCUGGAUGCCCAGUUAGAGGAUUACAUGAAGAACCAGGGGUCAGCGGACGGUUCAGGAGAGGAUGCGAAGAAGAGGCCAGCUAAAGAGAGACUGGGCCCCAAAGCUGAGAUGGACAUAAAAGGUCGGUAUGAGAUCACAGAGGAGGAUCCUGAGGACAAAGUAGCAGAUGAGAUCGCAUACAGACUGCGGGAGCCUAAAGCAGACCUGAUUGAGCGUGUUGUUAAAGUUGUUGGCGCCAAAAAAGCUAUAGAGCUGCUCGGGGAGACUGCCACACUGGAGGAAAGUGGCGGCGUGUACACUAUGGAUGGAAGCAGGAGACGAACACCAGGUGGAGUUUAUCUGAACCUGCUGAAGAACACGCCUAGUAUCAGCAAGAGCCAAAUCAGAAAGAUAUUCUUUGAGGAGCAACAGAAAGAUUGCAAAAGCAAAAAGGCAGCGCAGAAGAGGAGGCGACAGGUGUUGGCCAAGAAGAUGAAACAGGCAAUCGGCACACUGAACUUACAGGACCACGACGAUGUCUCCAGGGAGACUUUUGCCAGUGAUACCAACGAGGCCUUGGAAUCACUGGAGGAGGCAGCAGAGGAAGAAGAGGAGGCUCAGGAGGAAGCUGCUGUGGGCAGUGAGGACACAGCUGUGGUCUACAACUCUGCAGACCUGGAGGUCUUCUGAAGCUUGCAAAACAAACUAAAUUAAAGCAAAACACUGAAAGCACUGUAUAAGUGAUGAAUGCAGAAUGAACGUUUUUACCUAUAAAACAGGAGCUUACGUUAACAAACACACAGUUUUUGUUUGCAUGGAUAUAGAUUUGAGAGUAUGUAUCCUUGCUGUUUGUCAGUUUGACUCAAAUGUUUGAUUUUAAGUCAAGUUCUGAGAAGUUGUCACAGCAUUUUAAAUUAACAUUACUAUUUUCUUGUGAUUUGUUCAACAAUCAAUACAUGAAUGUUUUGUCUGUCUUUAUUCUAAGUUUUAUUCUCAGUUCUUGAUUCAUUUGUGUAACCGAACAUAAUUAAAGUUGAUUCAGGUAAAACUAUUAAAACAACUAGGUGGUUCCUGCUCCA
Molecule: messenger RNA, 1779 nt
Organism: Betta splendens (Siamese fighting fish)
Lineage: Eukaryota; Metazoa; Chordata; Actinopteri; Anabantiformes; Osphronemidae
Gene: phax
Product: phosphorylated adaptor for RNA export
Exons: 2
Coding region: 161-1390 (409 amino acids)
Biological process (GO): snRNA export from nucleus
Cellular component (GO): nucleus
Source: RefSeq, a predicted model, not a curated record